CAAAGCAACUCUAGUCAACACUGCUCAUUCGCCUCUCUCUCUUUUUCUCUAUUCAUGUUCUUCUUCUCUUCCGCAGCUGCAACCUUCUCUUCCCUUACAGUCACCACCAUCUCUUUUCCUUAACAUCAUUUUCUGAAAAGAAAUUUUGUAUGAAUUAUCAAAACCCUAAUUAAAACUACAGAUCCGAAAAUUCUAAAGAAACAUAAAAUAGAAGACUCGCCUCUUUCUUUCAGGGACUCAAAACCAUUUAACUCUUCCCAGACCGCCACCACUAUUGCUGAACUUCAUCACACAAGUUAGGAAGAAGAUAAGGCGCUUUCGCAAUAUUUUGCCAUGUCUGUAGAAACUGAUAUGAUAACCACAAGGAAGGUUCCAACGAGGCGGAAGGCCCGUGUUAACAAAAAUGAUAAGGGGAAAAGGGGAGGAGGGAAAGUGUUUCGGGGUAGUACUGAUAAGAAAGUUAGGGUAGACAAGCAAAUGCAAAAACUGUUUCGCAAAAGGGCGAGACAGUACAACUCAGAUGAUGAGGAGGAAGAGCACGAGGAGCCUGCGCAUAAGCGAACAGCUUCACGUGUAGAUCGAAGACCUGUUAAUAAUGAAGUGGCAGCUUCAGAUGGGAAUUCUAGUGGAGAGGAUGGUGAGAAUGGUUCAGAUGCUGAUGAUGAGGUGAAAGGGGAUUCUGAUGACGAAGGCGAAAAUAUAGAGCCAGGAAUUACAAUGUUCGCUGAUGGUUGUAAAGCGUUUAAGAUGGCUUUCAGCACAAUCAUUGGGAAGAAAGUUGCAGACCCUGAAUUGGGCCCUGUUUUGUCAGGGCACAAGGAGCUUGUUGCUAUGAAACUUGCUGAAGAGCUAAGCGAAAGAAAGGCCAAAGGGGAGGCCAAGAAGGAUAAACAUAUGGAACGGGAGAAGGGCCAUGCUAAGCUACCUGCAUAUUUAGACUCACACGACAAGUUUCUUAUGAGUGUUGCUACUAAAGGAGUGAUCAAGCUAUUUACCGCGGUCAGCAAAGCGCAAAAUGCUCAGAAAGGACUAAAUCCAUCAAGGGCUAAAGACGCCAAAGCAAUUGCUAAGCGUAGGAGACAGACAUUCUUAUCAGAAAUACGCAGGAGAAAUUCACAACCAGCUGAAACUUCCUCCAAGGCUGACAAUGAACCUGGGUGGGCUCCAUUACGUGAUGGAUAUAUGCUGUCAAACUCAAAGCUGAAGAACUGGGAUAAAAUGGAGGAUUCGAGUAUGGCACAUGAUACCGGCGGGAUGGCGCAAGAGAGUUCUGAUGAUGAAGAUUGAUUUCUUAUACUCUAGACCUUAUUUGGUAAAUGUAAUAUUUUUGGCUCGAAAUUCCUUGAGAAUUGGGAAUCUUCUUAAAAAAUUUCCAAGUCUGAAUUUUUCUGUUUCAGGUAUUUAUAUCAUAGUUUUAAUCAAUAUUGAGAUGUUCCAUUAAUGGGCUAUAGAUAAAAAGAUAGUCUGCAUGAUUUUUUUUUUCU
Messenger RNA from Papaver somniferum (opium poppy), 1484 nucleotides. Its product is annotated as RRP15-like protein. The record is from RefSeq and is a predicted model, not a curated record. The coding region runs from base 334 to 1287 and encodes 317 amino acids. Lineage: Eukaryota; Viridiplantae; Streptophyta; Magnoliopsida; Ranunculales; Papaveraceae. Gene Ontology annotation, cellular component: preribosome, large subunit precursor. Gene Ontology annotation, biological process: maturation of 5.8S rRNA; maturation of LSU-rRNA. The transcript has 10 exons.